UCAGGACUUCACCACAUUUGGCGGUUCUCUUGGUGAAUAUCACGCUAAAAAAAUCUGUACUCUGUUAGAUGCUGCUUUAGCAGUAAAAGCACCAGUUAUUGGCAUAAAUGAUUCAGGAGGAGCGCGAAUUCAGGAGGGUGUAGAUUCUCUUGCCGGUUAUGGUGAAUUAUUUCAACGUAAUGUAAUAGCAUCUGGUAUUAUUCCGCAAAUCGCCCUAAUUAUGGGACCCUGCGCUGGAGGGGCGGUUUAUUCUCCGGCUUUAACGGACUUCAUAUUCAUGGUUAAGAAUAGUUCUUAUAUGUUUGUUACCGGACCGGAGGUAAUUAAAACCGUUACAGGAGAAGAAGUAACCCAAGAACAACUUGGCGGAGCAAGAAUGCAUACUACCAAAAGUGGAGUUGCUGACCUUGCUUUUAAGAAUGAUAUAGAGCUUCCUGUACCCCAUCGUCAUACUGAAGACCCAGCUGAUCGAGUUGACAUGUCUUUAAACACCCUAGUUCCAAGUAUUCCCAAUAAACCCUAUGAUAUGAGAGAACUAAUUGAGCGCAUUGUUGAUGAAGGAGAAUUUUUUGAAUUACAACCAGAUUUUGCCAAAAAUAUUAUAAUAGGUUUCGGCUAUAUGGAAGGACGAUCCGUAGGGUUCGUCGCCAACCAGCCAUUACAUUUAGCUGGUUGUCUAGAUAUUAACACUUCCAGGAAAGCAGCAAGAUUUGUCAGGUUUUGUGACGCUUUUAACAUUCCAAUAGUAACUUUAGUAGAUGUACCAGGCUUCCUGCCAGGUACUGAGCAAGAACAUAAUGGCAUUAUAAGACAUGGAGCAAAGUUAUUAUAUGCAUAUGCUGAAGCUACUGUGCCCAAAAUCACAGUCAUUACUAGAAAAGCAUACGGAGGAGCUUAUAUAGUAAUGAACUCCAAACAUUUACGAGGAGAUAUAAAUUACGCGUGGGGUAAUUCAGAAAUUGCUGUACUAGGGGCUGAAGGAGCAGCUGAAAUAAUAUUUAGAGAAGCAUGUAAAGACCCAGAAGCAAAAAUACAGAAAAUCAAGGAAUAUAAGAAUACCGUUACUUCUCCUUUUAUUGCAGCAUCUAGA
Protopolystoma xenopodis is the source of this 1090-nucleotide messenger RNA. Lineage: Eukaryota; Metazoa; Platyhelminthes; Monogenea; Polystomatidea; Polystomatidae. The record is from the annotation of a GenBank genome assembly.